This is a messenger RNA of Caenorhabditis angaria, 4743 nucleotides long. The record is from the annotation of a GenBank genome assembly. Lineage: Eukaryota; Metazoa; Nematoda; Chromadorea; Rhabditida; Rhabditidae.
AUGUCGGACGAAGAAGAAUACUACGAGGACCAAGAUCAAGGUGGCGGUGAUUAUGAUUACCAAGAUCAAGGAGAUUAUCAAGAACAGAAUUAUGAUGAUCAGAACUAUGACCAAGAUCAGGGAGAUCAUCAAAAUUAUGAGCAAGAAGAACAAGAUUAUGAACCAGAAGAUCAAGGAAAUUAUGAAGAAGAAGAAGAGGAACCAGAACCAGAACAAGAACAAGAAGAGGAAGAACCUGAGCCAGAACCAGAAGACAACUAUGAAGAAAAUUAUGAUGAACCCGAACCAGAAUAUAAUCCAGAUAAUCAAGAGGACGAAGAAGAUGAUGAAGAAUAUGGAGUUGCUCAAGCUUCGAUUGCUCAUGGAGCUGAAGAUUCGAAUAAUGAAUCACAUGGAUUGUCGAGUCUUUUCAAAGGUAAACUGAAAAAUAAUUGAAAUGAAAAAUUCCACGUCGAGUUUCAUAAAAAAAUUAUCACGUUUUUUUUUCAAAGACCACGUGUCGUUCUAUUUUCCAAAAUAAUUUUAUCAUCAUUUUUUGUUUGACACUUAUCUCAAACCGGUCUAGAAGUUUUAGAGAAAAUGGUGAGAUUUAGGUAAAAUGAAAACUUAACCAACCUCUAUCAAUCUUGUUUAUCUAGGCGCUAUGGAUGGUUUUGGUGGUGGCGGGUUUGAUGGUGUUGUUGGACAAAUCGGAAAUCUUAUUCAACAAUCUGGUGGUGAAUCUGGCGGGCUUUCGAAUGUUUUCUCAUCGGGCGGUAUGGAAUCAUUGGUUGGAAAUUUGAUUUCAUCGGCUUCUCAUCAAUUUUUCGGAAUCAAUCCGUCGACUGGUGCAAUUAUUGGAGCGAUCGCCGGAAAUUUGAUUUUCCGUAUGGGCGGACAGCACAAUUCGUUGAGUGAUAUCGGAAAAGUCAUUUUGGAUAAUAUUAUCAGUGGAAAAUUCAAGAGAGAUGUAAGUUUGAAGAAUAAAGAAAAAAUAAUACUGUUCCAAAGCCACAUAACCGUAAACACACAAUUGGUCUCGACGCGAAAUGAACGCGGAAAAAAUAUUUUUUGAAAAAUUAUUUUAUUGUUUUCUCGCAAUUUCGCGUUUUCAAGCGCUAAUCUCGAUGUUUACAGAUCCAUCCUUUUGUUCCUGGCGGUGCUGGAGGUUCAUCUCAAUUCUCGGAAAGUUUUCAACCAAUCGAUUUCAAACAAGAGCGUCAACGCUGUCUCGAUCAACGAGUUCUAUUCGAAGACCCUCAAUUCCCCGCCAAUGAUCGUAGUAUUUGGUUCAAAACACGGCCAGAUGAGGAAAUUGUUUGGAAACGACCUGGAGAGAUUUUCGAAAAUCCCCAACUUAUUGUUGGUGAAAAAUCGCGAUUCGAUGUGAAACAAGGCACAAUAUCCACAGGACGACGCGAGGUGUGUGCGCUCUCUCGUUGUCUGCGUCUCUACAGCAAACAACACUCUCUCAUUUUUUUUUUCAAUUUUUUUGAAUUUUCACGCUAUUUUAAAAAAGAAGAAGAGCGUCCGAAUCGAGAGAAAUGACACAGACGCGAAAACUCCCUUUAAGUACAGUAGUUUUAUGGUAUUUUUGUUUGUUCGUUUCGAGAAACGCGUGAAAAAGACACACGCGAAGCAAUAGAUACAGUAGUAUUACCAAAAUAUUUUUGUUCGUGUCGAGAAACGAGCGUCUUUUUCUCUGCGCCACUCUCUCGAUUUGGACGGCCAAAAAUAGCGUGUUUUUUCGAAAUUUUUCAAAAAAUUCGAGAAAUUCACGGGUAAAUGGUAUAUGAGCGAGUAGAGGAGGAUGAAAGGAAGACAGAGAAAUAACAUUUCGAUUCAUUUUUGAAAUUUUUAAGGCUAUAAAAUUGAAAGAAAAACUUAUGUUUUUUGAAAAAGUAUUUUAGCUGAAAUUUCACCAAAUUUUUAGUAAAUUUACUUCUAGAGGCCAGGAAUUACGUAAAUAAAAGUAUACCAGUUUAUUUGAUGCUAGGAAUGAGAAGUUUCGAACCUAAAAAUUCUUGCAAUUAGCAAAACACGUUUAUUUGAGCGUUUUUUUUAAUUAAAAAAUAAGAAAUACCUGAAUUCAAGUGUGAAAAAUUGAAAAAUUUAAAUGAUAAAGUUUCAUGUAACAAAAAACGAACUUUCUAAAUAAAUAUUCAUUAAUAAAUAAUAGAAAGUUGUGUCUUACAAAAACAUUUUUGAAAAACCGGCUGAAACUUAACAUCAGCAGAAAGACCAUAUGAAAAUAUACAACAAAAAGAUUGUCAUGAUCUGCAUGAACUUCUUAGCUGAGUUAUAGAGCUCCGAAUAUCACAAAUCGAUAAUUUUGGCCAAUAAGGAACGUCAUUCUUCGAUUCAAACUCAACAAUUCCUGUCGACUUCAGAAAAAAUAUCGUCAAAUCUCUACCAAGCUCCAAAAUUUGAAUUUAGCAAUAAGAAGAGUCGGAUGUUACUGUUGAAAUAUGAGUUCCUCUCAAUUAAUCAUUUUUUUUAUCCAUCAAACAUUUACAAUCAGCCCCAACGGCCGCUAUUUUCUUCAUAGUUCCAACAUAUACAUUGUCAAGUGGAUUUCCAUGUGUGUUCUCGAUGUUUUUCACUGUCCUCUAGUACUCUGAAUAAUACAUUUCCUGAUGUUGGUGUUGGAAAGCCAGAUCCUCCAGCGCGAGUUUAUCGCAAUGAUCCUCAUUGAAAAAAUGUGUGGUUGAUUCGAAAUUACGAUCAGAUACAUCCAAUGCGAUUCCGAUUUCGUCAAAAAUCAAAUAUCACGAGCAGUUACAUAUUUUUUGAACCAGUAAAUGUCCAAAAGUAGCGAAGACCAGCGUGAACCUGCAAUAAUACAGUUAUAAAUACCGUUAUUAUAAAAUUUCUGAAGCAAAAAACCUACGAAAAGCUUAAUUUUCUUCUCUCCCAUAAUAUUCGAAUCAUUUUAUAUCCAAACAAGCAUCAGAAAACAGUUCGACAGCACCACUGGUAACAUCCAUCGAUUCAUAUGAAAAUAAAUCUGUCGUCGUUACAAUUGGUCCAAAUAUAUCCCAUUUCAUCCCAAAUGUGGUCCUCGUAUCCCAAAAAGUUCGAAAAAUGAGUAUUCUUCACUUUUUGGUGACACCCAAAAAAACAUGAAAAACGAACGAAAAUCUUUAAAAUUUUUGAACGGCAUUAUGGCGUUACUUUAUGAAACGAUCUAUACAUGAAAAUGUUCUCUGACAUUCAUAGAAUAGGAAAUCGUUCAUGAAAUUAAGCAAAAACAACAAUAACAAUGAGUAAAAACAAUAAAAAGUUGAACAAUCGGCAAAAAAUUCGAUUUUUCCAUUGAAAAAAGACAAACGAGCAAACGCGCUCUACCGAAAUGAGAGAUUUUUUGAAAAGAGACGCAGAAACGUCGUUUUGUGGACACUGUGCAAGGUGCAUUGGGAGAUUGUUGGUUGUUAGCAGCGGUUGCUAAUUUGACACUUCGUGACGAAUUGUUCUAUCGAGUUGUUCCACCAGAUCAAUCUUUCACCGAAAAUUAUGCUGGUAUCUUUCAUUUUCAAUUUUGGAGAUAUGGACAAUGGGUUGAUGUUGUGAUUGAUGAUAAAUUACCAACUGUUAAUGGUGAAUUAUAUUAUAUGAGAUCAAAUGAACAUAAUGAAUUCUGGAGUGCUUUGUUAGAAAAGGCAUAUGCAAAGUGAGUCGGAAUAGAAUGAAUUUAGUAAAUAUUAUAACUUUCAGAUUGUAUGGAGGUUAUGAGAACUUGGAUGGUGGAACUACGGCGGAAGCUCUUGAAGAUUUCACUGGCGGUCUCACCGAGUUCUUCGAUCUCACGAAAGCUGAUAAAGCAACAACUCUUGCAAUGUUAGUUCGAGGAAUGCAAAUGGGUUCACUUUUUGGUUGCUCAAUUGAUGCCGAUGAAAAUGUAAAAGAAGCUCAAUUAAAUAACGGUUUGGUUCGUGGACACGCUUAUAGUAUCACUGCAAUUCAUACUGUUAACACAUAUCAAGGACAAAUUCCACUUUUACGAAUUCGAAAUCCUUGGGGAAAUUCGAAAGAAUGGUUGGGUGCUUGGAGUGAUGGAAGUCAAGAAUGGCAACAAGUUGAUGGACAACAAAGAGAAUCAAUGGGUGUCAAUUUUGCAAAAGAUGGUGAAUUUUGGAUGUCGUUUGAUGAUUUUAUGACAAAUUUUACACAAAUGGAAGUUUGCAAUUUGUCAGCUGAUGUUAUGGAUGAAAUUACGGAAAUGACCGGAGUUGAAGUAGCUGAAAAACAAAAACAUCAAUGGGUUGAAAAAUCGGCAGAUGGAGAAUGGAAUAGUAGAAAUGGAACUGCUGGGGGAUGUCAAAACAAUGGUGAGUUGAAGUUUUUAAACAACAAGGAAUAACAAGGUUUUUCGCAGAUACAUAUUCAAACAAUCCACAAUACGGAACAUUCUUCCAAGUUCCCGAAUCUUCAGUUGAACAAGAUGGAAAAUGUACAGUAAUCGCUGCAGUCCUUCAAAAAUAUCGACGUGAACUCCGUUCCAAAAACCUCGAUAACUUGCCAAUCGGUUUUUCUGUUUAUCGAGCUGAUCCAAGUGGUCAACCUUUGAAUGAAGCAACAAUUCGAUCACAAAAACCAGUUGCUCGGAACAAAGUUUUCAUAAAUAUGCGCGAAGUUACAGCGAGAUUCCGUGUCACUCCAGGUUCUUAUGUGAUUAUUCCGAGCACUUUUGAUGCUUAUGAUGAUGCCGCGUUUUUGUUGCGUAUUUAUUCAAAUUCAAAUGUCGAGACUACCCAAUUGCGUUAA